Lipotes vexillifer (Yangtze River dolphin) is the source of this 3321-nucleotide messenger RNA. It is a transcript of the gene SH3PXD2A, whose product is annotated as SH3 and PX domains 2A. Gene Ontology annotation, cellular component: cytoplasm. The transcript has 15 exons. The record is from RefSeq and is a predicted model, not a curated record. Lineage: Eukaryota; Metazoa; Chordata; Mammalia; Artiodactyla; Lipotidae. Gene Ontology annotation, molecular function: phosphatidylinositol binding; protein binding; superoxide-generating NADPH oxidase activator activity. The coding region runs from base 1 to 3321 and encodes 1106 amino acids. Gene Ontology annotation, biological process: superoxide anion generation.
AUGCUCGCCUACUGCGUGCAAGAUGCCACCGUGGUGGACGUGGAGAAACGGAGGAACCCCUCCAAGCACUAUGUAUACAUCAUUAACGUGACCUGGUCCGACUCCACGUCCCAGACCAUCUACCGGAGGUACAGCAAGUUCUUUGACCUGCAGAUGCAGCUUUUGGAUAAGUUUCCCAUCGAAGGUGGCCAGAAGGACCCCAAGCAGAGAAUCAUCCCCUUCCUCCCAGGCAAAAUCCUCUUCCGGAGAAGCCACAUCCGGGACGUAGCUGUGAAGAGGCUGAAGCCCAUCGAUGAGUACUGCCGGGCACUUGUCCGGCUGCCACCCCAUAUUUCACAGUGUGAUGAAGUCUUUCGGUUCUUUGAGGCCCGACCAGAGGAUGUCAACCCCCCGAAAGAGGACUAUGGCAGUUCCAAGAGGAAAUCAGUGUGGCUCUCCAGCUGGGCUGAGUCUCCUAAGAAGAACGUGACAGGUGCCGACACCCACGCCGAGCCCAUGAUCCUGGAACAGUACGUGGUGGUGUCCAACUAUAAGAAGCAGGAGAACUCGGAGCUGAGCCUCCAGGCCGGGGAGGUGGUGGAUGUCAUCGAGAAGAACGAGAGCGGCUGGUGGUUCGUGAGCACCUCUGAGGAACAGGGCUGGGUCCCUGCCACCUACCUGGAGGCCCAGAAUGGUACUCGGGACGACUCAGAUAUCAACACCUCCAAGACUGGGGAAGAGGAGAAGUAUGUCACUGUGCAGCCUUACACCAGCCAGAGCAAGGACGAGAUUGGUUUUGAGAAGGGCGUCACCGUGGAGGUGAUCCGGAAGAAUUUGGAGGGCUGGUGGUACAUCAGAUACCUGGGCAAAGAGGGCUGGGCACCAGCAUCCUACCUGAAGAAAGCCAAGGAUGACCUGCCAGCACGGAAGAAGAAUCUGGCAGGCCCGGUGGAGAUCAUCGGGAACAUCAUGGAGAUCAGCAACCUGCUNAACAAAAAGGCGUCCGGGGACAAGGAGACCACCCCAGCUGAAGGCGAGGGCCCGGAGGCCCCCAUCACCAAGAAGGAGAUCAGCCUGCCCAUCCUCUGCAAUGCUUCCAACGGCAGCGCCCUGGGUGUCCCCGAGAGGACCGUCUCCAAGCUGGCCCCGGGCUCCCCAGCCGUGGCCAGGAUCGCCCCUCAGAGGGCCCAGAUCAGCUCCCCGAACCUCAGGACAAGGCCUCCACCUCGCAGAGAGUCCAGCUUGGGGUUCCAGCUGCCUAAGCCACCAGAGCCCCCUUCUGUUGAGGUGGAGUACUACACCAUUGCCGAAUUCCAGUCGUGCAUUUCUGAUGGGAUCAGUUUUCGAGGCGGACAGAAGGCAGAGGUCAUCGACAAGAACUCGGGUGGCUGGUGGUACGUGCAGAUCGGUGAGAAGGAGGGCUGGGCCCCCGCGUCGUACAUCGAUAAGCGCAAGAAGCCCAACCUGAGCCGCCGCACGAGCACUCUGACGCGGCCCAAGGUGCCCCCACCGGCACCACCCAGCAAGCCCAAGGAGGCCGAGGAGGGUCUGGCGGGUGCUGGUGAGAGCCAGGACUCCCCGCUGAGGCUCAGGUACGAGGAGCCCGAGUAUGACAUCCCUGCCUUUGGCUUCGACUCAGAGCCAGAGCUGAGUGAGGAGCCCGCAGAGGACGGCGGCUCGGGGGACAGGCGGCCCGGCCAGCCCCGCAGGCCCUCGCCCGCCUUCUCGCUGCAGCGCGCCCGCUUCAAGGUGGGCGGAUCUGCAGAGGACGUGGCCCUGGAGGAGGAGACCAUCUACGAGAACGAGGGCUUCCGGGCAUGCGCAGAGGACACCCUGGCGGCCAGGCGCUCCUCCCGGGACAGCGACUCCCCAGGCGGCUCCCCGCCGUCCCUUGCCAGGAAAAACUCCCCCAGAUCGGGCUCCCCCAGAUCGUCGUCGCUCUUGAAGCUCAAGGCAGAGAAGAACGCCCAGGCGGAACUGGGGAAGAACCACUCCUCGGCCUCCUUUUCCUCGUCCAUCACCAUCAGCACCACCUGCUCUUCCUCCUCCUCCUCUUCCUCCUCGUCCUUGUCCAAGAACAGUGGGGACCUGAAGCGCCGUUCUGCCUCGGACGCAGGCAUCCGCGGCACUCCCAAGGUCGGAGCGAGGAAGGAUGCUGACCUGAAGACUGGGCUGACCUCCUGUGCCCGGGCCAAGCCAUCAGUUCGGCCCAAGCCGUUCCUGAACCGCACAGAGUCCCAGAGUCAAGAGAAGAUGGACAUCAGCACUUUACGGCGCCAGCUGAGGCCCACUGGCCAGCUCCGGGGUGGCCUCAAGGGCUCCAAGAGCGAGGAUUCGGAGCUGCCGCCCCAGAUGGCCUUCGAGGGUCCCGGUGAGGGGUCCAGGAGAGGCUCGGCCGACCUCAUCACCCUCCCUGCUGCCACGCCCCCGUGUCCCACCAAGAAGGGGUGGGAAGGGCAGGCCACCUCCUACACGGCAUGUAGUGCCUACCAAAAGGUCCAGGACUCGGAGAUCAGCUUCCCGGCAGGCGUGGAGGUGCAGGUGCUUGAGAAGCUGGAAAGUGGCUGGUGGUACGUGAGGUUCGGGGAGCUGGAGGGCUGGGCCCCCUCCCACUAUCUGGUGCUCGGUGAGAACGAGCAAUUCGACCCCCCUGGCAAAGAGCUGGACACAGUGGCCACCAAGAGCAAGAAGCAGAACGAGGGCAAGUCAGACAGCCUCGAAAAGAUCGAGAAGCGGGUCCAAGCGCUGAACACUGUCAACCAGAGCAAGAGGGCCACGCCGCCCAUCCCCUCCAAGCCUCCCGGGGGCUUCGUCAAGACCUCGGCUGCCGGGGCGGUGAAGAUGAGGAAUGGCGUGCGGCAGGUGGCCGUGAGGCCCCAGUCGGUGUUCGUGUCCCCACCGCCCAAGGACAGCAACCUGUCCUGUGCCCUGAGGAGGAAUGAGUCGCUGACGGCCACCGACGGCCUCCGAGGCGUCCGCCGGAACUCCUCCUUCAGCACUGCCCGCUCGGCAGCCGCAGAAGCCAAGGGCCGCCUGGUCGAACGGGCCGCCAGCCAGGGCUCGGACCCUCCUCUGCUGCCCACUCAGCGCAACGGCAUCCCGGUGUCCCCUGUGCGCCCCAAGCCCAUUGAGAAGUCCCAGUUCAUCCACAACAACCUCAAAGAUGUGUACGUCUCGAUCGCGGACUACGAGGGGGACGAGGAGACGGCGGGCUUCCAGGAGGGCGUGUCCAUGGAGGUCCUGGAGAGGAACCCCAACGGCUGGUGGUACUGCCAGAUCCUGGACGGGGUGAAGCCCUUCAAAGGCUGGGUGCCCUCCAACUACCUGGAGAAAAAGAACUAA